Molecule: messenger RNA, 1785 nt
Organism: Apiotrichum porosum
Lineage: Eukaryota; Fungi; Basidiomycota; Tremellomycetes; Trichosporonales; Trichosporonaceae
Exons: 4
Coding region: 1-1785 (594 amino acids)
Source: RefSeq, a predicted model, not a curated record
AUGCUAGUCCGUCUCAGAUUCAUGCCAGAAAAUGCCAACCUCUCUCGGGCCUCUGUUGGGGUUUUUGCGGCGCUACGGAAUGAAUGGGCGGGGGAGACGAAAACACGUCCUCGAGGCCUGUUGUCAGCAGCCAAAGAGUCGCCCUGCUCUGCCGCGUUGUGGGUCACCUGGGGUGACGGUGCGGGUUGUGAGAUGCAGGAACGACCAGAUCAUUCUUCUCGGGUUUUCUCCAUCUCUCAUACAGCUAACACUCCAACCACCCCACUCAAUCACCUCCUCCCGGUCCUCAUUCGAUACCACUCCGUCGGCACCCUCACUGUUCUUGACACCACCGUCCCUCCCCUCCCCGUUGUCUCCCUUUAUCCCUUCCUUCUCCCGCUCUUCGACCCCCUCACACGCUUUGUCGCAUCAGCCGCUGUGCCGGCUCGGGCUGGGUGCCCUGCGGAGCCUCUUAAGACAUCCCUGCAACGUUGGCCUUACCUCUAUCCACCGUAUCCAGCCUGCCCUAAUCUCACUUGCACUUACGCUCGUCUCUCACCUGGUGCCAGCAGUUCCUGGCUGCCAGGACGCGUCAAAGACAGGCAUCUCGACCAACUCUUGGGUGUGCUCCAUUUCGGGCAAGACUCUGGUGAUGGAGACUCCAACCGUCUCAUCACUGGACCUCUUUUGACAGCUUCGACGUCUGAUGGUCCGGGGUUCUCCAACCCGUUCGUCAACAUUGCCAGGGAGCUCGACCUGGUCCGCUUCACUCUCUAUCCCCAGUAUCAGCGAUACACUUCCAUCGUUGUGGUCCUUGCAACACCAUACCUCACCAUUCGAUUUACUGUUCCCCGCGCCGACGCCUACCCAACUCUCUCGAUGGCUGCCUUUGCAUGGGAAUCGUUCAGCCAGCCGCGUCUCUUGAAAAUUCCCAGCCAGCCUUUCUUGACCGUGUUGGACCAGCUUAUGCGUACCGCCGUCAUGGCAUCGAGGGUCCGUAACACUCCAAGUCGGGUCCGGUCUGUCCAACCUGUUCCCGUUCCUUUCUUCGUCCAGCCGCCCAGGCGCUCUCCCCACUUUCAUGAUAUGGGUUCUGCGCUCCUCUCCACUUUGCCCUUCUUCUAUGGACCACUCUCUACCUUUGACUUUGAGGCAAUUACUUUCAUCGCAUUAGCCGCCGCCAUGGAACCCAAGCCAAAGCCCCUGCGAGCAAUUGCGAGCACCGCUAGCACCAACAGUUCCACUCCAGCCCCUACCAAGCGUCCAAAUGGCCUUCCUGCCGUCGCUACUUCUCCGGCCAAGAACAUAACGACCGAUUCCGGGCCCGCCACACGCCGUCCCGCCCUGGCUCCUCUGAGCACCAAUGUCCGAGGCGUCAAUGUGGCACAACCACGCUCUGCCUCCAUGAAGCACCGUCGUAGUGGAGGCAUCACCUCCAUGAACGCGGUGACAGACGACAAGACUUUCCAGAAUCUCAAGGGGGGCAAGAUUGCAGUCGCCAGAGACAUCCUGAAUAUCGGGGCACCCAACUUUGACGACGACUUGACGAACAUUCCCAAGAUCAAGGAGAACGCCGCUCCGCGCACUCGACGCGUCGCCUUUGCGCAGGAUUUGCCUGCCAAUAACGUGGUGCUCCAGUCAUCCGUCGCUCCCCGCGUACCUGCCACCCUCCCAAAACCUUCACCUAUCACCAAGAAGGUGAAGCGUAGCAAAUCGACCGCUGUUCUCGGUAUAGGUGGCCUCGGCCGCAGCCGAGACUCACUGUUCCUCUCAGCCACAUUUGGCAAGGCUUCCUUGACAACUUAA